CACAGAGCAGACCCCGAACACACCAAGGCAGGGCCUCGCCCUUGCAGCUCUUUUCAGAGAACAGAAGGAAAUGCUCCAGGCUCAGAUUUUAAAGGACACCACGCCGUUACACAGCAUGGAGUUGUUACCGGAACCCCUGACAUUUCACGAUGUGGCCGUGGACUUCACCUGGGAGGAGUGGCAGCUCCUGGGCCCCGAGCAGAAGGACCUGUACAGGGACGUGAUGAUGGAGACCUACAGCCACCUGGUGUCACUGGGGUGUCAAGCCAGCAAACCAGACGCGCUCUCCAAGCUGGAACGAGGGGAAGAGCCGUGGACAGUACAGCGUGGACGCCACUGUCCAGUCUCUCCAGAACUCAGGAAGACGGAUGAUCUUCUGCAGCAUCACUUGCAAAUCCAAAGCCUUCAGAAGAGGGUGGACCGAGGCUGUGAACACAGUAUGUUAGCAGAUGUUGUUAAUCAGAGUGAAGAUCAUUCUCUAUUCAAGCAAAAUUGUGAUAUGUUUGAGAAAAGUAAAAAACCUUUAAAAUCAAAUUUAAAUUUUGAAAACCAAAACAGAAGUUGUAACUUAAAGAAUUCUGUGGAGUCGAAGGGAGAUGGAAUAUCCAUUCUUCAUGCUAACCAUGAACAAUUUAAUUCUGAGAUCAUGUUGCCUGUCAGUACCAAACCCAUUAAUAAUCAAUCCCAGGCCAUUCAGCAACAGAAAUCUCACAAUGUAGAGAAAGCCCAUGUAUGUGUUGGAUGCGGAGAAGCCUUCAUGAAGAUGUCUCAGCUCACUGAUCAUCAGAGAGUUCAUUUUAGUGAGAAACCCUAUGGGUGCAGUCUGUGUGGGAAAGCCUUUAGCAGAAAAUCCAGGCUCACUAAACAUCAGAAAAUACACACGGGACUCAAACAGAAUGAAUGCACUGAAUGCGACAAAACCUUCCUCAAGACAUCCCAGUUCAAUAAACAUCAGAAAAGUCACAUGAAAGAGAAACCUUCUACGUGUGGUGAAUGUGGGAAAGCGUUCAUCAUAAAGUCUCUUCUCAUUUAUCAUCAACGAACUCACACUGGAGAGAAGCCUUAUACAUGCAAUGAAUGUGGAAGGGGUUUUACCAAGAAGUGUCAUCUUAUUGAGCAUCUCCGAACUCACACAGGAGAGAGACCUUAUACAUGCAGUGAAUGUGGGAAAGGAUUCUCAGUGAAGCACCACCUCAUAGGACAUCAGCGAACUCAUACAGGAGAGAGACCUUAUACAUGCAGUGAAUGUGGGAAGGGCUUUAUCCACAAGAGUCAUCUUAUUGAGCACCACCGAACUCACACAGGAGAGAGACCUUAUACAUGCAGUGAAUGUGGGAAAGGAUUCUCAGUGAAGCACCACCUCAUAGGACAUCAGCGAACUCAUACAGGAGAGAGACCUUAUACAUGCAGUGAAUGUGGGAAAGGAUUCUCAGUGAAGCACCACCUCAUAGGACAUCAGCGAACUCAUACAGGAGAGAAACCUUUUUUAUGCAGUGAAUGUGGGAAACGAUUCUCAUGGAAGCGGUGCCUUAUUGGACAUCAGCAAAUUCAUACUGGAGAGAAACCCUAUGUAUGUGUUGUGUGUGAAAAAGGCUUCCCCUGGAGGGGUUCUCUCAUUAUACAUCAGCGGAGUCAUACUUCAGACAAACCAUAUAUGUGCAACGAAUGUGGAAAGGGCUUCACCGUGCAGAGUCGUCUGAUUAUACAUCAGUGAAUGCACACAGGAGAAAAGCCUUUUUUAUGCAGUGAAUGUGGGAAAGGCUUCUCAUUGAAUCAGGGUCUUGUUGAACAUCAGCGAACGCAUACUGGAGAGAAACCCUAUGUAUGUGUUGUGUGUGAAAAAGGCUUCACCAUGAAGCGUAAUCUCACUGUACAUCAGCGAAGACAUACUUCAGAUAAACCAUAUAUGUGCAAUGAAUGUGGAGAGGGAUUCACUGUGAAGAGUCGUCUGAUUAUACAUCAGCGAAUGCACACGGGAGAGAAACCCUAUGUAUACAGUGAAUGUGGAAAAGGCUUCCCAGUAAAAAUAUACCUGACUGUACAUCAAUGGACUCAUACAGGAGAGAAACCUUAUGUAUGUAGUAAUUGUGAUGAAGGCUUUAGGAAGAAGACAUGCCUUGUACAACAUCAGAGAUUUCACUCAGGAAAUACUUGCUUUGCAUGUACUGAAUGUGGAAAAUUCUCAUUCAGCAAAAAUGAUCUUAUUACCCAUCAGAGAAAUAACAUGGGUGAGAAACCCUAUUGAUGUAAUGAAUGUGGGAAAGCCUUCACUACAAACUCAGACCAUUAUAUUCAUCAAAGAACACAUACAGGAGGGAGGCCCUAAGAAUGCAGCAAUCGUGGAAAAGCUUCUGACCACUUGUCAUUUUUAAACGAGAUUUCAUAGGUGUUUGCUUUGGGGAAAGCCUGUUUCGAACGUUAGGCUCUCAAGGUUAUAGUAUGCAAUGAAGAAUAACUUAAUGCAAAAGGAGAGAUGGGGGG
This is a messenger RNA of Myotis myotis, 2481 nucleotides long. RefSeq names its product zinc finger protein 615-like. The record is from RefSeq and is a predicted model, not a curated record. Gene Ontology annotation, biological process: regulation of DNA-templated transcription. NCBI's taxonomy places the organism in Eukaryota, Metazoa, Chordata, Mammalia, Chiroptera, Vespertilionidae.